This is a messenger RNA of Gekko japonicus, 336 nucleotides long. RefSeq names its product reprimo-like (gene RPRML). The record is from RefSeq and is a predicted model, not a curated record. The coding region runs from base 1 to 336 and encodes 111 amino acids. The transcript has a single exon. NCBI's taxonomy places the organism in Eukaryota, Metazoa, Chordata, Lepidosauria, Squamata, Gekkonidae.
AUGAAUGGGACCUUCUUUAACCAGACGCUGGCAGGACAAGGAGUCUAUUCCAACAGAUCCCAAGACCUGGGCAUUCUGAUUGGCUGCUGCAAUGGGACGGGGAUUGUGGUGGCCAGCGAUGGAGGGGCCUCGGUCCUGCUCCCGGAUGAGAGGAGCCUUUUUAUCUCCCGAGUGGUCCAGAUUGCUGUUCUCUGUGUGCUCUCGUUGACUGUGGUGUUCGGGGUCUUCUUUUUGGGAUGCAACCUUCUCAUUAAGUCGGAGAGCAUGAUCAACUUUUUCGUCAAAGACCGGCGGCCAUCCAAAGAUGUUGGCAUCGCGAUCAUGGGGCUGUAUUGA